Messenger RNA from Grosmannia clavigera kw1407, 1170 nucleotides. Its product is annotated as bzip transcription factor. The transcript is spliced from 3 exons. Gene Ontology annotation, molecular function: transcription cis-regulatory region binding; DNA-binding transcription activator activity, RNA polymerase II-specific. NCBI's taxonomy places the organism in Eukaryota, Fungi, Ascomycota, Sordariomycetes, Ophiostomatales, Ophiostomataceae. The record is from RefSeq and is a predicted model, not a curated record. The coding region runs from base 1 to 1170 and encodes 389 amino acids. Gene Ontology annotation, cellular component: RNA polymerase II transcription regulator complex.
AUGGCGAGAAGCAGACGGACUGCCAACACGGCCACGGUAUCGAAUAAUAAUGAAACACUGCCACCAUCUCUGACAGACUUUGACGCCGAGGCUGGCCUGUUGGCUUUGCAGAAGCACGUUGACGCUGCUUCUCUCGCAUCUGUUACUAACAGCCCCGUCAUCGCAGACCAGCCAGUGGCGCCGACGUCUGCAAUUGCCUUGGCGCAAAGCCAUUUAUACGCCGCCACUGCUGUCAUCCAGCCUGGCACCUCUGCCGCAUAUUCUGAUCUGGAAGCCCAGAUCCACCCUGACCUUCGAUCUGCACAACAGCUCGGCCACCAUCCCGGGAGCUCCUCCUUUGUCGCAGUAUCCGCCCCUCUCAGUUUGAGCAUCAUGUCUGCCGUGCCCUCUCAACCGGCGCCGAAUGCCAUUCCGGCACCCGUGGGCUCACCAAUUCCGAUGCAGACCGACGGACAGCCGGCUGCGGACGGCCGUCGAGGUCCGCGUCGGGAGCUGUCGCAGUCGAAACGCGCGGCGCAAAACAGGGCUGCCCAGCGGGCAUUUCGCCAGAGGAAGGAGGGCUACAUUAAGAAGCUUGAGCACCAAGUGACGGAGUACUCCAACAUGGAGACGCAAUUCAAGCUGCUGCAAUCGGAGAACUACUCUCUGCGCGAGUACAUCAUCCACCUGCAGUCCAAGCUGCUCGACGCCAAGGCCGAGCUGCCGCCUCCGCCGGCCAACCUUAAUAUCGGCUCACCUGCGUCUGGUCAGAGUGCUGCGGCUGCCAACGCGUUGGCUAACGCUGCUGCCGCCGCCGUGAUGGCGAGCCAGGACCCCCAGCAACUCCAGCAGCAACAGCAACAGCAACAGCGGAUACAGCAGCAGCUCCAGCAACAACAGCAACAACAGCAGCAACAGCAACAACAGCAACAGCAGCAAGCCCAGAACGCAAUGCCGCAGAACCAGAAGCCUCCGACUGAGGCCGGAGGCAGCGACCCACUGGCAAGAGUCGCUCAGGCUGUCGCCCAGCUGGAAAGCCCCAGCGGCAGCGAGAGCCCUUACGACAACGUCAAGCCCGAGGACAUGAAGGAUGUCAAGACGAGCGACGACUCCAUGAGCGCGGCCGAGGAAAUCGAGCGGCAGCUCCAGGCACCACAGGAGGCCUAUGCGCCAGUCGUGGCGUCUGGCUAG